AUGAGGCAGAUAAGGAAGGUAUUGACAAUGUUGAUGUUGGGGGUGGUUGUUAUAAUGAUUGUUGCAUACUUUGUUGACCGUUAUGGAGCCAUUCGACAAAUGAAAUUUAUCCAUGAAGCGGAAAAAAAUUUUGAAGAGAAUUACAGAAAGACAAAGUUGAAUGUGCAUCUACCCCCACGGAACAAAGGUCGCCCGAAUUUACGAAGUUACGAUCACAGAUCCUGGCCACAAACCGGCACUCCAUACAUAAUAGACAAGCUGCUACGAAACAAAACUAACGGCUUCUUCAUUGAAUGUGGUGCCGCCGAUGGAGAAACGCAAUCCAACACACUCUUCUUCGAAGUUCUCCGGAAUUGGACAGGUUUGUUGAUCGAAGCUAACGACGAAUCCUUCGCUACACUGUUGACAAAAAACAGAAACGUCUACGCUUAUCAUGGCUGUUUAUCAACCAGUAAAAUAGUUGCAGAUUACCAGUUUGUUCCGAUAUUUUUGGUAGGUGGUAUUGGAAAAUCGUAUGAUAAGACACAUCCGAAAAACUGGAAUAAAGCCCAAACCAAAGAGUGCAUACCUUUAAGUUAUCUUUUCCAUCAUUUGAACAUCACUCAUGUUGACUAUUUCUCUCUGGAUACUGAAGGAUCUGAACUGGAAAUUCUGAAGACGUUAGAUUUUAACGAAGUUCGCAUCGAUAUUUUGGGAGUUGAGUAUGCCAUUUUUUUGGGAGACGAGGCCGAAAUGGAAGAGAAACGUCAGAGAUUAGUAAAAUUUUUCGAAGAAACUAACCUUUAUUACCGUACUAAUAUUUCGCACUCUCAAGAUGAGUUUUUCUAUAGAAAAGACUUUAACAUUGGGAAUUAA
Messenger RNA from Helobdella robusta, 855 nucleotides. RefSeq lists its product as hypothetical. Lineage: Eukaryota; Metazoa; Annelida; Clitellata; Rhynchobdellida; Glossiphoniidae. The record is from RefSeq and is a predicted model, not a curated record. The coding region runs from base 1 to 855 and encodes 284 amino acids. The transcript is spliced from 3 exons.